Diceros bicornis minor is the source of this 1105-nucleotide messenger RNA. RefSeq names its product olfactory receptor 2T5-like. The coding region runs from base 104 to 1105 and encodes 333 amino acids. The transcript is spliced from 2 exons. Gene Ontology annotation, molecular function: G protein-coupled receptor activity; olfactory receptor activity. NCBI's taxonomy places the organism in Eukaryota, Metazoa, Chordata, Mammalia, Perissodactyla, Rhinocerotidae. Gene Ontology annotation, biological process: G protein-coupled receptor signaling pathway. The record is from RefSeq and is a predicted model, not a curated record. Gene Ontology annotation, cellular component: membrane.
CCGGAGUUUAUGGGAUACAGCAAAAGCGGUUCUAAGAGAGAAGUUUAUAGCAAUACAGGCCUAUCUCAACAAACAAGAAAAAUCUCAAAUAAACAAUCUAACAAUGCACCUAAAGGAACUGGAAAAAGAAGAACAAACAAACAUGGACAACACCACCUGGUUGGCCAACAACACCAGAUGGUCAGAUUUCAUUCUGGUGGGACUUUUCAGUCAUUCCAAGCACCCAAUUGUCCUUUGUGUGAUCAUUUUUGUUGUUUUAUUGAUGACCUUGUCUGGAAACACCAUCCUGAUCCUUCUGAUACACUCUGAUGCCCACCUCCACACCCCCAUGUACUUCUUCAUCAGCCAGUUGUCUCUCAUGGACAUGAUGUACAUUUCUGUCACUGUGCCCAAGAUGCUCAUGGACCAGGUCAUGGCUGUGAAUAAGAUCUCAGCCCCUGAAUGUGGGAUGCAGAUGUUUCUCUAUUUGACACUAGUAGGUUCAGAAUUUUUCCUUCUAGCUGCCAUGGCCUAUGACCGCUAUGUGGCCAUCUGCCAUCCACUCCAUUAUCCUAUCCUCAUGAACCACAGGGUAUGUCUCCUCUUGGUAUCUGGCUGCUGGAUCCUGGGAUCAGUGGAUGGCUUCAUCCUCACCCCUGUCACAAUGACCUUCCCCUUCUGCAGAUCCCGGGAGAUCUAUCAUUACUUCUGUGAGGUCCCUGCUUUAAUGAAGCUCUCCUGCUCAGACACCUCCCUCUAUGAGACACUCAUGUACCUGUGCUGUGCCCUCAUGCUCCUCAUCCCUGUGACAGUCAUUUCAAGCUCCUAUUCUUUCAUCCUCCUCACCAUCUACAAGAUGAGCUCAGCAGAGGGGCGGAAGAAGGCCUUCACCACCUGUUCCUCCCACAUGACUGUGGUCAUCCUCUUUUACGGAGCUGCCGCCUACACCUACAUGCUCCCCAGCUCCUACCACACCCCUGAGAAGGACAUGGUUGUAUCUGUCUUUUACACCAUACUCACUCCUGUUCUAAACCCUUUAAUCUAUAGUCUUAGGAAUAAGGAUAUCACAGGGGCUCUAAAGAAAAUGUUAAAUUUGGGAUCUAUCUUUCGGGAAAAUAUAAAAUAG